ACACAGCAGUUGGGUGGUGAGCCAAGCAAGAAGAGCAACCAAGACCUAUUAGACUUGUUCUAGAAAGUCUCAGUGCAGGAAAAUUGGUUUGUGUUAGCGAAGACCAUCCUAUGAGCAUUUGGUGGUGCAUAUGGCGUGUCUGUAAGAAGCCAAGUCACAGUACAUAAUGCAAACCACAUUUUCAAGCAUAACGUCAGUCUCAUCAUCCUCUUCCAAGUGCUAUCAUCUACAUAGUGUAGCCAUCCAUGGCGAACAAGUUUGCAACGGUGACAUCAAGACAUUACAUCACUCUACUCACUAUACCCACGACUCUGUGGCUGCGCCUCCUCUUUUCCAGAGUGCAUGUCCUUGCACAGCAGCAUCCAUCAACCCUGCUCUUAUACCAAGUCUUGCGCAACAUCUUGCGUCGCCGUGUCCCCCCAUCCAAUGGGCAACAGCCGUUACAUUAUUUGGACGUCGCUUGAUCGGGCCGGCAGACGAUUGGCUGGGCGUCGCAGUCCGCGUUCCUGGUGGUUCUGGUCUUUGGUGGGAGACAUGAUGCAUGUCCAGGUACCUGGUCUCUACCGUUGAAGAUCGGGUCGGAGAUUAAGUGUAUUACGGCGCCGUUCGAUGAGAUUGUUGAUGUUGGAUGUAUGUUUGGUGACGAUUGAGUGAGUGAAUGACUAAGUGAGUAAGAGGAUUCAACAUGGAUGGUGCUGUUCUUUGGCGAAGCGACGUGUGCUGCGA
This is a messenger RNA of Dothidotthia symphoricarpi CBS 119687, 726 nucleotides long. RefSeq lists its product as uncharacterized. The record is from RefSeq and is a predicted model, not a curated record. The transcript has 2 exons. NCBI's taxonomy places the organism in Eukaryota, Fungi, Ascomycota, Dothideomycetes, Pleosporales, Dothidotthiaceae. Bases 167 to 538 code for a protein of 123 amino acids.